CUCCAACGUUAAGAUCGUGCAGUUGAUAAAGUUGUGGUACGUCCCAGACACGUCAAACGAAGCCAGGAUUUCGCGCAGACAAGAAGACUACUCCAAGUGAGAAGCAUGGUCAUGAAAUUAUUCAUACUCGGGUGUCUAGUGGUGUGGGCGGGCGCAUCCAGCCUCAGGAAGCAUACACAUCACUCUCGCCUUGAUGGAAAGCUCCACUUCUCGGACGUCAUUCUUGCGGACUCAACUUCCGGAAGCUUGGUUAGAACAAGUAACUACAAAUUUCAUGUCAGGAAUGUUAUCACUUCCCCUUCCGCUCUGUGGACCAAUGGGAAAAUACCAUUCGAGUUCGAUCCAGCUCUUCCCGCCUUUGCCAUAGUCGAAAUGCUCGCCGCCAUGCAGGAGAUCGAAAUGAGUGUCUACAGCGGCGGCAAACCAUGCAUUAUGUUUGUUCCCAAAACCAACGAACAUGAUUACGUGCACAUAUCAUUUACAGACGGCCCACGUGGUUCCGCUAAUAUUGGUCGAGCUGGCGGGCGACAAGAUACCGUCAUCAAUCAGAUAAGCUCUCGCGGACAUGACGACAACUUGAAGAUUCUUUUGAUGGUUAUAGGUCUCAUACCCGAGGUGAUGCGGUCGGACAGAAACACAUACAUAAACAUCGAUCUUGGAAAUGCGGUCUCCACUGAUCCUUUCCGCAUUUUGACUGGACAAGGUACCAGCACCUUUGGUCAAAGCUUCGACUUCGAGUCUUUACUGCUUGAAGGACCAUACACGUACGCCAGGAAUUCUGCAUUUCCAGUCACAUCAGCGAAGGUCGCCGGUAAGGUGAUGGGUCAAAGCGUCUCAUUGAGUCCCGGGGAUGCUAAUUUGGUACAGCAUGCCUACAAUUGCCCUGUGGACGCGACAAACGUCGUCGAUCUUCUAGGCCAGCUUCCUGUCAAGUGUAAUUUUCAUACAGAUAUUUGCAACUUUGUUCAAGACACGACAGACAACUUUGACUGGAUUGUUCAGACGGGACCAACGACAACUGCCGGUACUGGUCCAGCGGCCGACUUCAGUAGCGGAUCCGGGAAGUUCGUCCUUGCAGAGGCAAGGAACCACCACAACCAAGUUGCCCGCCUUCUGACACCUACUCUCGGCGCAGGACAGUACUGUCUCCGUGCACAGAUGCAUGCGUUUGGGCCCGAUGUCGGCAGUAUUCGUAUGUCGGUUAAGGCUAGCGGGGGUGUCGAUGUAACAAUCAAUAACCAGCAAGGCCCAUUGCCUAGUAACGACUGGUUCCACAUUUAUCUUACUCUUGACAGCAAGGUCGACUUCCAAGUCCAGUUCGAGGUUACUAUGGGCAACGGUGACCAAGGCGACAUUGCUCUCGAUGACAUCUAUAUGUACUAUGGCCAGUGUAUCCAAUGGGACUAAUUGUUGGUAUACUGUACAAUUUUACAAAUAAAGUUGUCAUCGCCUUCGA
Molecule: messenger RNA, 1456 nt
Organism: Dreissena polymorpha
Lineage: Eukaryota; Metazoa; Mollusca; Bivalvia; Myida; Dreissenidae
Product: MAM and LDL-receptor class A domain-containing protein 1-like
Exons: 2
Coding region: 106-1407 (433 amino acids)
Biological process (GO): proteolysis
Cellular component (GO): membrane
Molecular function (GO): zinc ion binding; metalloendopeptidase activity
Source: RefSeq, a predicted model, not a curated record